Molecule: messenger RNA, 405 nt
Organism: Rotaria sordida
Lineage: Eukaryota; Metazoa; Rotifera; Eurotatoria; Philodinida; Philodinidae
Source: the annotation of a GenBank genome assembly
AUGCCUGAAAUUGAACAAAGAUUAGAAAAUGAUGAUUUAAUUCCACUAUUUGGUUAUGAUCUUAUAAAACAUUGUUCAAAAAGAAAAGAUACAUUAAUUGCUUAUCCAAUUAAAAUAUGUAUUCAUCUAUUAGAAAAUAGUUUAAAUGAAGAAGAUCUUUUUUGUAUUGCACCAUUACAAGGAAAACAAAAAAAAAUUGUUGCUGAACUUAAUUUACAAACAAUUGAUAGAAGGACAACAUUAAAUGAACUUAAUUAUGAUCCACAUGUCUCUGCAAGUAUACUUAAACAAUAUUUAAGAGAACUUCCUGAUCGUUUACUUACAACUGCACUUUUACCACAAUGGAAUGAGAUUAUUUCACUAGGGUCAACACUUUUUUCUCUUUUUCUUAUUCAAUUAUCCUAA